CCUAACCCCGUUUUUUUCCGACACCAAAAUCUUGGUUAAACCUCAGAGUUCUCAAACACACUACCGUUCACUCCGAACGCCACCAAAAGAAUUCAUGGGGUCGGUGAGUUUCGCCUCACUGUUCGCCAAUGGUUGCCGGAGUUUUAACUCCCGGCCGGUGGUCGUCGUGCGCUCCUUAGGACUCCGACUCUCUCAUGUCUCUCUCCCUCAACACUCCAACAAGCUUCUUCAGGUCGGUUGGAAUUCCCACAGCCCAAAUAAAAGACCCUUUGCUUGUCAAUCCACGACGACAGAUGUUGCCCAGAUUAAUCCGGCUUCUUCUCUAAACUGUUAUCCAAAAUAUGAUCGCUUGCUUCCAUGUCCCUCACACAAUUUGCCUCCAAGAGUUGAGCACUUGGUUGUCACAGAAGAAGGGCGUGUUCUGGAUUAUAUUUGUAAAGCUCUGGAUCUUCCUCCUCUGUUUGUUGCAGAUCUCAUCCAUUUUGGAGCUGUGCAUUAUGCCCUCGUAUGUCCAAAGCCUCCUCCAACUGCAACCCCAGAGCAAAUAAAGGUGUUUAAAGAAGUCACUGCGCCAUCUGUUUUGAGAAAGAGAGCUUCCAUCAAAGGAAAAACAGUACGGGAAGCCCAGAAGACAUUUCGGAUAACCGACAGGGAACAGUUUGUCGAAGCUGGAACAUACUUGCGUGUACAUGUACACCCAAAGCGGUUUCCCAGGUGCUAUGAAAUUGACUGGAAGUCGAGAAUAAUAGCUGUGGCUGAAUCCUAUAUUGUUUUGGACAAACCUGCUGGUACAUCAGUAGGAGGAACCACAGACAACAUUGAAGAAACUUGUGCGACCUUUGCAAGUCGUGCCUUGGGAUUAACAACCCCAUUGAGGACUACACAUCAGAUUGAUAAUUGUACAGAGGGAUGUGUUGUGUUAGCUAGGACCAAGGAAUAUUGCUCAGUUUUUCAUGGAAAAAUCAGAGAGAAAACAGUGAAGAAGCUAUAUCUUGCUCUGGCUGCUGCUCCUUUGCCAACUGGAAUAAUUACUCACUACAUGCGUCCAAUUAAUAUGGCUCCAAGACUCAUUUCAGAAGGCGUUGCAGAUUUUGUUGAAGGGUGGUACCUUUGUAAACUAGAGAUCAUUGAAUGCAGAAAGAUUCCCUGGCCAAAUAGUGUAACUGAAAAUAAAUAUUGUAUUGAAGAUUCUCAUUGGCCCUCAAAAGAUUACGCAUUUGAGUGUAAGAUCAACCUUUUGACUGGUCGGACUCACCAGAUUCGAGCACAGUUAGCAGCCUGUGGUGCACCGAUAGUGGGUGAUUCAACAUACAUGCCGGCUGCACUUGUGGAGAUAACCAGUCCAGGAGUGAACCCAUUUGGAAAACAUAGGAAACUUUAUUCAAGUGAGGAUGACAAAGAAAUGGCCAUAACAGAGUGGAUUGCACGGCAUGGAAAGGAACCAAGUGUUUCCAUUGGUCUUCAAGCAUGUCAGAUAUCAUGGGAUGAUGGACAACACAUCUAUGAGGCUGGAGCUCCUUGGUGGAGAAGACAAGAAACUUGAAGUAGGAGAAUUAGAAUAUUAUAGAUCAAGUGCAAAGUCUGCUUUCUCAUUUUAAGGUGAUUGUACCCAACAUCCUAAGCUUGUAUGGUGAUAUCAGAUAUGCAAUACCGAAGAGGUAAGCAUUAAGUGCCUGACAUGUAAGGUAAACAGCAGUCAUUUCAUUUUUUCCGUAUACACAUAUGCAAGCAUGUAACAAAAAGUAUGUUCGCAAUUCUCUCCAAAUUUUACUGAGUAACCAGUGUA
Morus notabilis is the source of this 1786-nucleotide messenger RNA. RefSeq names its product RNA pseudouridine synthase 6, chloroplastic. The transcript has 10 exons. Gene Ontology annotation, biological process: pseudouridine synthesis. The record is from RefSeq and is a predicted model, not a curated record. The coding region runs from base 95 to 1543 and encodes 482 amino acids. Lineage: Eukaryota; Viridiplantae; Streptophyta; Magnoliopsida; Rosales; Moraceae. Gene Ontology annotation, molecular function: RNA binding; pseudouridine synthase activity.